UACACAUUAAUUUAACAUAGAAAUGAACAAUAAUGUUUAAACAGAUGUUGCCAUGUUCAUCAUGUUCCAAUGAGGAUCGAACGGAAUUCACAUUUCUUUAUGUUGAACAGAAUAUGACAAUUGAUAAACAAUAUAAGUAUUUUUAUGAUUACCUUUACUCGUAUUACCUGAUAAUGAUAUCUCCGGAAUUACAAGGUCGAAUAUUUAGUCAUGAGGUUUUGGAAAAAAUAUAAACUAUAUGGACUUUCAUUAGCAUGCUGUAUCAUUGUGCUGGAAUUUUUUAUUAUAAAAUCAAAAAGUGGAAAUCAAAUGGUGAACAGUCAGGUAGGAUUCCACUUCAAUACAAGAGAGCUAUUGAAAAUAUCAGGACAACAGACUAACUGGAGACAACAGGCUCAGAUGGUUAAAACUAGAUCAAUAUUACCAAGAUAUCUUACAAUAGGGAUUCCCACCGUGCGGAGACAAAAGACCAGUUACUUUUUCGAAACCGUCGAUUCACUUCUCAACUGUACAACUAAAGCUAAGCUGUCAGACAUUGUUAUUGUAAUUUUCUUGGCAGACUUUAACAGCACGUGGAAGCAGGAAAUGUCAACGAAAAUACGAAAUAAAUACGAAUAUCUGUUAAAUAAUGGUGAUAUGCAUGUCAUAGAAGCACCAAGAGAUUUUUAUCCUAAAUUAAACAAUCUAGAACACACAUUUAACGAUAGUGAGGAGAGAACAAAAUGGCGGUCAAAACAAAAUGUUGAUUAUGCAUUUUUAUGGCUCUAUAGUUCAGACCUUUCGAAAUUUUAUAUGCAAAUAGAAGACGAUGUAUUCACAAUAUCCGGUUACUUAGAUGCCAUUAAGAAAUUUAUAGCAGAACAAAAAAACGAUUGGACAUGUUUAGAAUUUUCAACCAUGGGAUUUAUUGGAAAGGUAUUCCAUUCUAACGAAUUAGAAAAACUAGCAAAAACCGUUUUAAUGUUUUAUGAUAAACAACCAGUUGAUUUUUUAUAUAUUUAUUUUAACCAUUUAAAUCUGCAAGGAGGACGUAUAAUUCGUCGACCAACAAUUUUUCGUCACGUGGGAUAUCAUUCGUCUCUUCCUGGAAAAACUAUGAAUGCAGCUGACAAAUACUUUGAUAAUUUUGAAAAAUCACUAAAGGGCGACAACCCGACUGCUAAAUUGUUAACCACGCUAAAGGUGUCACCAGACUUCCCGUUAGAUUUAGCUUAUUCGACAGACUAUGGAUACUUCUGGUCUCAGUCAGCACCACGAGUAAAUGAUACAGUACAUAUACUAUUCGACGAGCCUCAAAGCAUUACAAAAGUGAUAGUCGAAACCGGAUCUAGAGAACACCCAAAUGAUAAACUAGAGCAUGCGCGAUUAGAAGCAUGUCUUAGUGUUAAAGUAUUAGGAGUAAAUACCAUUAAAUGUUAUAAUACUUUGAUGUUAGGUUCGUUCAAGAACGGCAGUAUAACGAUUGACAACAUGAAAAGUUUAACAAAUUUUAAAAUAACCUGUUUAAAAAUAGUGGUGACUAAAUAUCAAUCAUGGUGGCUGAUUAUUAAAGAGAUUGCUAUUUUCAUUAAACAUUAAACAUGUUACAGGUUGCACUUUUUAGAAUGAAAUAUAAUCAAUGUUAAGAAUCAUACGAAAUGAAGUAUUGUUAACAUAAGAACGCAGGGAGUCUUAUCAGGAAAGUCUCAUGAUUGAGUCGAAACGAUCCAGAUACGUAUAUUUGUACCGCUACUAGAAUAUACUCACAUUGAGCUAAGAUUCAUUAGCUGCAUGUACAUGAUGAGUAUUGUAUGUGCUUUUUCAUUUGUGUGAAAAGUUAAUGCUAUAUUUAGAGCUAUUAAUUUUUUAACCAUCGACAGAACAUGAAAAUAGAAUAAAAUGUAUUUUGAGUUA
Messenger RNA from Mytilus trossulus (common blue mussel), 1893 nucleotides. RefSeq names its product alpha-1,3-mannosyl-glycoprotein 4-beta-N-acetylglucosaminyltransferase C-like. The record is from RefSeq and is a predicted model, not a curated record. The transcript has 4 exons. Gene Ontology annotation, biological process: protein N-linked glycosylation. The coding region runs from base 211 to 1578 and encodes 455 amino acids. Lineage: Eukaryota; Metazoa; Mollusca; Bivalvia; Mytilida; Mytilidae. Gene Ontology annotation, molecular function: acetylglucosaminyltransferase activity.